Messenger RNA from Lingula anatina, 3966 nucleotides. RefSeq names its product scavenger receptor cysteine-rich domain-containing protein DMBT1. The record is from RefSeq and is a predicted model, not a curated record. NCBI's taxonomy places the organism in Eukaryota, Metazoa, Brachiopoda, Lingulata, Lingulida, Lingulidae. Gene Ontology annotation, cellular component: membrane.
UUUAACUUUAAAAAGUUGAUUUACAAUUUAAACUAAGAAAAAGGAACCUGUUAUUAUUCUAUGAGGAAUAAAAACGGAUGUCUUCAACAUAAAGACCCCCAUAAGCAGUGGUAAAUAGUUCACUGUUAUCCACUAGGGUCACUUCAGCAGACUUUAGACAUCGUGUCGGAAGAAGUUAAAUAUCAUAUUUUGCGCGUUGAACAGUUUCCAAAUGUAUCAAAUGACAAGUACGGGCACUAUGAUCUUCGGUGGAUCCCUUCUGUUAACGCUGAUUGCUGUCGGUUCAGGGCAACCAGCAAGUGAAGUGAGAUUGGUGGGUGGUUCUCGAGCCGGUGAGGGAAGGGUUGAGGUCUUCCAUAAUGGCGAAUGGGGCACUGUCUGUGAUGACAACUGGGAUGUCAACGAUGCCCGUGUGGUUUGCAGAAUGCUUAGUUACAACCCAAGUUACUCUGUUCCCUUUUCUGGCGCUCAUUUCGGCCAAGGUACUGGUUCCAUUCUUAUGGAUAACGUUGCCUGCUCUGGGAGUGAGACUUCUAUCAAAGAUUGCAAUCACAACGGUUGGAGCUCACACAACUGUGCUCACUCUGAGGAUGCUGGUGUCAGAUGUGUCGUUGCAGUACCUGUUGAAGUGAGAUUGGUGGGUGGUGCUAGUGCCGGUGAGGGAAGGGUUGAGGUCUUCCAUAAUGGUGAAUGGGGCACUGUCUGUGAUGACAGCUGGGAUGACAACGAUGCCCGCGUGGUCUGCAGAAUGCUUGAUUACAAUCCCGGUGGUUCUGUUUCCUUUCCUGGCGCUCACUUCGGCCAAGGCACUGGCUCCAUUCUUAUGGAUGACGUCGCCUGCUCCGGGGGUGAGACUUCUAUCAAAGAUUGCGGACACAGUGGUUGGGGGACACACAACUGUGCACACUCUGAGGAUGCUGGAGUCAGAUGUGUUGGAGUGACACCUGUUGAAGUUAGAUUGGUGGGUGGUUCUCGUGCCAGUGAGGGAAGAGUAGAGGUGUUCUACAACGGUGAAUGGGGCACUGUCUGUGAUGACAGCUGGGAUGACAACGAUGCCCGCGUGGUCUGCAGAAUGCUUGGUUACAAUCCCGAUGGUUCUGUUUCCUUUUCUGGUGCUCAUUUCGGCCAAGGUACUGGCUCCAUUCUUAUGGAUGACGUCGCCUGCUCAGGGGGUGAGACCUCUAUCCAAGAUUGCGGACACAGCGGUUGGAGGAAUCACAACUGUGCUCACUCUGAGGAUGCUGGGGUUAGAUGUGUUGCAGCGACAUCUGUUGAAGUUAGAUUGAUGGGUGGUUCUCGUGCAAGUGAGGGCAGAGUUGAGGUGUUCUACAACGGUGAAUGGGGCACUGUCUGUGAUGACAGCUGGGAUGACAACGACGCCCGCGUGGUCUGCAGAAUGCUUGGUUACGAUCCUGAUGGUUCUGUUUCCUUUUCUGGCGCUCAUUUCGGCCAAGGUACCGGCUCCAUUCUUAUGGAUGAUGUCGCCUGCUCCGGGAGUGAGUCCUCUAUCCAAGAUUGCGGACACAGUGGUUGGGGGACACACAACUGUGCUCACCAUGAGGAUGCUGGAGUCAGAUGUGUUGAGGCAACACCUGUUGAAGUUAGAUUGGUGGGUGGUACUCGUGCCAGUGAGGGAAGAGUUGAGGUGUUCCAUAAUGGUGAAUGGGGCACUGUCUGUGAUGACGGCUGGGAUGACAACGAUGCCCGUGUGGUCUGCAGAAUGCUUGGUUUCAAUCUCGAUGGUUCUGCUUCCUUUUCUGGCGCUCAUUUCGGUCAAGGUACCGGCUCCAUUCUUAUGGAUGAUGUCGCCUGCUCCGGGAGUGAGUCCUCUAUCCAAGAUUGCGGACACAGUGGUUGGGGGACACACAACUGUGCUCACUCUGAGGAUGCUGGAGUUAGAUGUGUUGUAGCGACACCUGUUGAAGUGAGAUUGGUGGGUGGCUCUCGUGCCGGUGAGGGAAGGGUUGAGGUCUUCCAUAAUGGCGAAUGGGGCACUGUCUGUGAUGACAGCUGGGAUGUCAACGAUGCCCGUGUGAUCUGCAGAAUGCUUGAUUAUAAUCCCGAUGGUUCUGUUUCCUUUUCGCGUGCUCAUUUCGGCCAAGGUACUGGUUCCAUUCUUAUGGAUGACGUCGCCUGCUCCGGGAAUGAGUCCUCUAUCAAAGAUUGCAGACACAGUGGUUGGGGGACACACAACUGUGCUCACUCUGAGGAUGCUGGAGUCAGAUGUGUUGGAGCAACAUCUGUUGAAGUGAGAUUGGUGGGUGGUUCUCAUGCUGGUGAGGGGAGAGUUGAGGUGUACCAUAAUGGUGAAUGGGGCACUGUCUGUGAUGACGGCUGGGAUGUCAACGAUGCUCGUGUGGUUUGCAGAAUGCUUGGUUAUAAUCCCGAAGGUUCUGCUUCCUUUUCUGGCGCUCAUUUCGGCCAAGGCACUGGCUCCAUUCUUAUGGAUGACGUCGCCUGCUCCGGGAGUGAGACCUCUAUCCAAGAUUGCGGACACAGUGGUUGGAGGAAUCACAACUGUGCUCACUCUGAGGAUGCUGGAGUCAGAUGUGUUGGAGCGACAUCUGUUGAAGUGAGAUUGGUGGGUGGCUUUCAUGCCGGUGAGGGAAGAGUUGAGGUCUUCCAUAAUGGCAUAUGGGGCACUGUCUGUGAUCGUGGCUGGGAUAACAACGAUGCUCGCGUGGUCUGCAGAAUGCUUGGUUACCACACCCAGGGCCCAGGUACCUAUGCUAUUACUCAUUUCGGUCAAGGUACUGGUUCCAUCCUUUUGGAUAACGUCGCCUGCUCUGGGAACGAAGCCUCUAUCAAAGAUUGUAGACACAGAGGUUGGAUGACAAAUAACUGUUAUCACUAUGAGGAUGCUGGUGUCAGAUGUGUUACAGAUGGCAGAUUUGAAGUGAGAUUGGUUGGUGGUUCUCAUGCUGGUGAGGGGAGAGUUGAAGUUUUCCAUAACGGCAAAUGGGGCACUGUCUGUGAUCGUGGCUGGGAUAACAACGAUGCUCGUGUGGUCUGCAGAAUGCUUGGUUACAACCCUAUGGAUUCCAUUUCCUUUUCCGGCGCUCAUUUUGGUCAAGGUUCUGGUACCAUUCUUAUGGAUAACGUCGCAUGCUCUGGGAACGAAGCAUCUAUCCAAGAUUGCGGACACAGAGGUUGGAGGUCACACAAUUGUCGUCACUCUGAGGAUGCUGGUGUCAGAUGUGUAUCCACAGUACAUGUUGGAGUGAGAUUGAUUGGUGGUUCUCGUGCUGGUGAGGGAAGAGUUGAGGUGUUCCAUGAUGGUGAAUGGGGCACUGUCUGUGAUGACGGCUGGGACUAUAAUGAUGCUCGUGUGAUCUGCAGAAUGCUUGGUUACAACCCCCAAGGCUCUGUUUCCUUUUCCUAUGCUCGUUUCGGUCAAGGUACUGGUUCUAUUCUUAUGGAUGACGUCGACUGCUCUGGGAACGAGGCCUCUAUCCAAUAUUGCAGACACAGUGGUUGGAGGACACACAGCUGCGAUCACUCUGAGGAUGCUGGUGUCAGAUGUGUUUCUACAGUACCUGUUGAAGUAAGAUUAGUGGGUGGUACUCGUGCCAGUGAGGGAAGAGUUGAGGUGUUCCUUAAUGGCGAAUGGGGCACUGUCUGUGAUGACGACUGGGAUGACAACGAUGCUGCUGUGGUUUGCAGAAUGCUUGGCUACAAUCCCGUUUAUUCCGUAUCCUUUUCCGGCGCUUAUUUCGGCCAAGGCACUGGUUCCAUUCUUAUGGAUAAUGUCGCCUGCGGUGGAAGUGAGGCCUCUAUUCAACACUGCGGACAUGUAGGUUGGAGGACACACAAUUGUGCUCACUCUGAAGAUGCUGGUGUCAGGUGUGUCGCUGCAGUGCAUGUUGAAGUGAGAUUGAUGGGUGGCUUUCGUGCCGGUGAGGGAAGAGUUGAGGUGUACCAUAAUGGCGAAUGGGGCACUGUCUGUGAUGACGACUGGGAUGACAA